Messenger RNA from Apis dorsata (giant honeybee), 3090 nucleotides. It is a transcript of the gene Gga, whose product is annotated as ADP-ribosylation factor-binding protein GGA1. Gene Ontology annotation, molecular function: small GTPase binding; phosphatidylinositol binding; ubiquitin binding. Lineage: Eukaryota; Metazoa; Arthropoda; Insecta; Hymenoptera; Apidae. Gene Ontology annotation, cellular component: trans-Golgi network. The transcript has 12 exons. The coding region runs from base 387 to 2435 and encodes 682 amino acids. Gene Ontology annotation, biological process: intracellular protein transport; vesicle-mediated transport. The record is from RefSeq and is a predicted model, not a curated record.
AAUCUACUUAAUUUAUUAAAGAACACAAUGAAACUGCAAUUAUAAUUGAAAAUUUUUUAUCAUAUACACAUUUAAUAAUGAAAUUCGAUAAUUCUUUUGUAAAUAUUUUUUGUUCUCGGUAUUGUACAAAUCAUUUAUUAUAGCGCCUCAUGUCAGAAGAGUUACGAAUAGAAUUCUACUAGUAAAUUGUAUUGCAAACAGCUGUUUGCAUACGAAACAUUUGUAAACUUCAUAAGAAACUUUUUUUUUAACAUUUUAAUGUGAUUGCUGUUUGUGAAGAAAAAAUCAAAAUGGUAUCUUUAAAACUUUUGUUCGUCUUGGCUGUCAAAUAAAUACAUAUAACCUAAAACGCAUAAAUUUAAAGAAAUUGUAAAAACAUCAUAGAAAUGGAUGUUGUAACAACAAGUUUAGAGGCCCUAAUGCAAAGGGUAACGAAUCCUCAAAAUCAAAAACCUGAUAUAGCUGCAAUUGAAGCAUUUUGCGUAAUGCUUACCAAAGAAUCGGAAGGUAUUCAAAUUGGUACUAAAUUAUUAGCAUUGCAUAUUCAGUCAUCUAAUGAGACAGAAGCACUUCAAGCUCUUGCUUUAUUGGAUACAUGUAUGAGAAGAUGUGGUCCAUCUUUUCACGCAGAAGUUGGAAAAUUUCGUUUUUUAAAUGAAAUGAUUCGUUUAGUUUCACCAAAAUAUUUGGGUGGUAAAACACCAGCUAUAGUACGUCAAAAAGUAUUGCAAUUGUUAAAUAUGUGGACAAAGGAAUAUCCAAAAGAAUUAAAAAUCAAGGAAGCCUAUGAAAUGUUAAAAAAACAAGGUGUUAUCGAAGAUGAUUCUAUAUCUAUGAAUAAUGUACAAGAAGAAGGAUUAAAAGUAUUAAAAACUAAAAACACAAUAUUUGAUGAUGAAGAGAAAUCCAAAUUGUUGCAAAAAUUACUUCAAAGCAAAAAUCCUGAUGACUUACAAGCUGCGAAUAGAUUAAUUAAAACUAUGGUGAGAGAGGAUGAAAGAAGAGUACAAUUAAAUUCACGUAGGAUAAUGGAAUUAGAAUCUGUUCAUAACAAUGCAAAGUUAUUAUCAGAAAUGUUGGAUUCAUAUAAUUGUAAUGAAACUAGUACAGAAGAUCUUGAAUUAAUGAAAGAAUUAUAUCAAGCUUGUGAACGAUUGAAACCAAUUGUGCUAAGGUUAGCAAAUGAAACUCAAGAUAAUGAAGGAAUGCUUGGUGAUGUACUUGCUGCAAGUGAUGAAUUGGAACAAGUAUUUGAGAAAUAUACUACAAUUAUAGUUCAUGGUAAAUGUAUAAAACCUAAGACAGAUUCCAACAUCAGUCCGUAUUUAUUAGAUUUAUCCUCUCCAAUGGAGACCAUUCCUGUUAAAAGUGAUGAUGUAAAUGCAAGUUACAAUGCAAUGACAACAAAUCAUCAGUCAGAUAUGGAAGUUUUAGGAGAUAUUUUCAAUUCAUUAGGAAAAUCUGAAAAUUCAGAUAUUUCUUCAGUUUCCAAUGCAAAUUUCUUAAUGACUGAUUCAAUUAUGCAGCCGCUCAAUGUUUUACCUAAAAAUAAGAAAGAUGAAUUAAUCAACACAUCUGAAAAGAAAAUUGACAGUAAAGCAAAAGCACUGGAGGAAUUAAACGAAUUGGAUUCUUUGCUUAAACAAAGUUUAUCAGGCAUAGUAUCAAAUUCACGUUUGAAAUCAGCAAGGUUAGUAAAACAUANUAUAAACCGCCCACCAAAUACCGAACCCUUAGCAGAACAUUAUGUUUCAACGACCUCUCCUCGCAGUGGCAAUUCUUCGUAUUUUUCUGACUUAUCAAAGACUACAAAUAUGAAAAAUGAUAAAGUAUCUGAUAUUCAAUUUAAAUCAAAUGAUAACUUUCCAUCUUAUAAUGAUACAAAUUCUCAAACUAUUAUCGAAUGUGAUGUAAAUGAAAAAAUAGAUACAAAUCAAUGUAAUAAUCGAUUAAGUACAUGGGAUGCUGCUUCAAUAACACCAUCAACAGAAAACUCAAUUAGUCCAGAACCUGAAAUUAAACCAUUGACAGACAUUAAUAUCAAUCUUCAUGAUAUUAAACCAGGUAUUAAUCCACCUAUAACAGUAAUUGAAGAAAAAAAUGGUAUAUCUGUAGUGCUUCAUUUUGCUCGAGAUAAUCCAAGAAAAGAUGUAUUUGUUGUAGUGAUUACAACAAUGAGUAAAAAUUUGAAACCACUUACUAAUUACUUGUUUCAAGCAGUGGUGCCAAAAAGAUGUAAAUGUAGACUUCAAUCACCUUCUGGAACAGAAUUACCUGGUCAUAAUCCAUUUUUACCUCCAUCUGCAAUUACUCAAAUUAUGUUAAUUGCAAAUCCUACCAAGGAAACGGUAUCGUUAAAAUUUAUGUUAAGUUAUACUAUGGAUGAUGAAACUUUCACAGAAAUGGGUGAAGUAGAAAAAUUGCCUUUAGUUUAAAGUACUUAAAGUGUAAUUAUAAUAUAAAUUAAAUUCAAGAAUUACAGAGUUUAAUAGCCAAAAGAAGAAUAUAUUGUUUUUUAAGAUAUGAAUUUUCAAAAGAUAUUGUUUCUUUUAGUUUAUUUCUCAGAUUGUAAUUACAGUUUUAUCUUUAUUAUUAUAUUCUGAGAUAAUAUUAAUGUUAUGUAGAUAUUUAUAAGUCAUGUUGUGAUUACAUAAACGAAAAUAUCAACAAAUCUAUUUUAAGAUCGAAAUACACGAGAGAACAUAUUAUAAUCGUAUACAAUAAAGAUCAAAAUAAAUAUAAUAAUUGAAAAAUAGAAAAAAAAGAAAGGCACAAACAAACAAAAAAAUACGAAAAUACAGAUAAUGUACUAUAAAUUUAAACUUGAAGUGAUAUUCUUCAUUAUUAAAAAUGUACAAAUGCGAUAUUUUAUUUAAAAAUUUGAAGAAAUAUAUCAUUUGUUUAGGAAACAGAAAGUACUUCGUCACGAAAAGCAAGAGCAGUAACUGCUUUUUGAUGGCCCUGAUAUUCUCGUUCUACUGCUCCUGUUGAUACAUUCCAUAAUCUUGCAACACCAUCGGACGAAGCUAAAUUGAAUAAAAUGUUAAAAUUGAAUCUAAAACAAAAUAUAAUAAAACAUAAAAAAAAAAA